Archocentrus centrarchus (flier cichlid) is the source of this 653-nucleotide messenger RNA. RefSeq names its product cytochrome c oxidase subunit 7A2 like (gene cox7a2l). Gene Ontology annotation, biological process: mitochondrial electron transport, cytochrome c to oxygen; mitochondrial respirasome assembly; regulation of oxidative phosphorylation. Bases 88 to 435 code for a protein of 115 amino acids. Gene Ontology annotation, cellular component: respiratory chain complex IV. The record is from RefSeq and is a predicted model, not a curated record. The transcript has 3 exons. Lineage: Eukaryota; Metazoa; Chordata; Actinopteri; Cichliformes; Cichlidae.
UUUCCCUCCAAGGUCCCAACAGGAAGGUCCUCACCGGUUGAUAUUUUAGUGCAUAACACCUCGCCCCGGUCCUCCUUCACAAGGAAAAUGUACUACAAGUUCAGUGGUUUCACCCAGAAACUAACGGGUUCUGCUCCCGCAACCGCCUACAACCCUCAGGGACUGAGAUCCGGUAUGCCAGCCGAGUCCCCAACCAUGAUCUUUGCUACACCCACAAAGCUGGCAUCAGAAGCAGGGGCCGUGGCAGAGUACAUGGGAGCAAACAGAGUUCCUGACCUCCAGAAAUUAUUCCAGACGGCAGACGGUAUCCCCGUCCAUUUGAAGCGUGGAUAUCCCGACAGGCUACUGUACCGCACCACUAUGGCUCUCACUAUAGGAGGUGUUGCCUACUGUCUGGUGGCCCUCUACAUUGCAGCCCAGCCCAACAGAAAGUGACCAACACAAGUCUGCCAUCUUCCCGUCGCUGCUCCAUUUAAUAGCCAUUCACAGCAUUUAUCUGCCCUCGCCAUACCACCUCUUGGGACUCUUUUUAGAUGAGAAUUCAUCAUUGUCAGAACAUCAUGCCACUGAAAGCUAUUUUAAUGUCUUUCUUUUUGAACAGAAAAAGAUGUUUGAUUUAAUAAAAUUUCAAGAAGAAAGAAGUUAAAAGAUGA